This is a messenger RNA of Boeremia exigua, 1210 nucleotides long. RefSeq lists its product as uncharacterized. The transcript has a single exon. Bases 28 to 1038 code for a protein of 336 amino acids. NCBI's taxonomy places the organism in Eukaryota, Fungi, Ascomycota, Dothideomycetes, Pleosporales, Didymellaceae. The record is from RefSeq and is a predicted model, not a curated record. Gene Ontology annotation, molecular function: arylformamidase activity.
CCGACACAUCACUGCAUCAGACACAAGAUGCGACUGGAUCCAAGUCACGACCGAGACAGCCUCCCAAAGCGCGCUCAGCUUCCCAGGAUUGCGGGUACUCCAGAGGGCUCGGCUUGGUUCUGGGGCGAUUCUGACGAACUCGGCCGCCUCAACCUGCUCACUCCUGAGCGUGUACGAAAAGCAGCACAAGAGAACAUUCGGACAGGAGGUGUCGUCUCGCUUAACUUGUCUGUUGUUGAACCGUCACCUCCACUCUUUGGACGAAAACAUUUUGCGCACAGUAUCAAACCGAUCGGCGGAGGCGCUUUCGACGAUGAAACGUCUUACAAUACGCAGGCAAGCAGUCAAUGGGACGGAUUCCGGCACUUUCGCGAUCCCACGACAGAACGCUUUUACAACGGCACUGUACUUGAUGAAAUCAUAACGGAAAAGAGCCUGGCCGAAGGUGGACCGCAGGAGUCAGAAAAGCUCGGUAUUGAUGCCUGGGCCCGACGCGGGAUAGCCGGACGCGGUCUCCUACUGGAUAUAUACAGCUGGUCACAAUCACACGCGCACAAACGCUUUGAACCGUUCUCUAAGCACGUUAUCACUGUAGCAGACUUAAAGGCAUGCGCUGAAUCGCAACGAGUAACGUUCCAAACGGGGGAUAUUCUUUUGAUACGCACUGGUUGGCUUCAGCAGUACAACAGCCUUACGAUCGAUCAAAGGAACGAUGGUGUUACAUGGAACACUAUGAACCACAAGUGCGCUGGCUUGGAGGCGUCAGAGGAGAUGAAGGACUUUUUGCACGAUUUCUACUUUGCAGCCGCUGCAUCAGACAACCCUAGUCUCGAGGCUUGGCCCCCAGAGAGUUUUGCAGUAAGCUUGCACGCUUCAAUGCUUCCACUCUGGGGCAUGCCAAUUGGAGAGUUGUGGAAUCUUGAGGCCCUAAGUCAGAAGUGCCAACAGGAGAAGAGGUGGGCCUUUCUAGUGACGAGUGCACCCGCAAAUGUGCCUGGUGGCGUGGCCAGUCCUCCAAACGCAUUGGCCUUAUUCUAGUCACGGUUAUUAGGAUCACUUACGGUUAAUCAAGAUACAGGUGACGAUCAAGGACACAUGCCAAAGUCAAGAGCCGCAAACCAACAGAGUAGGACUCUAAUGUCGCAGUCUCAAUUUAAGGUUGAUUAAUAAUAGAGGCAGUCUUAUAACGUGUUACUACACCGAGCUGCGC